Molecule: messenger RNA, 1251 nt
Organism: Ananas comosus (pineapple)
Lineage: Eukaryota; Viridiplantae; Streptophyta; Magnoliopsida; Poales; Bromeliaceae
Product: cytochrome P450 71A1-like
Exons: 2
Coding region: 1-1251 (416 amino acids)
Molecular function (GO): iron ion binding; heme binding; oxidoreductase activity, acting on paired donors, with incorporation or reduction of molecular oxygen
Source: RefSeq, a predicted model, not a curated record
AUGGCGCGCGAGAUCAUGAGAACUCAUGACUUAAUCUUCGCGAGCCGUCCUUUGUUGAAGAAUGCGGAGAUCCUCCUUUACGGUCGCAUGGACAUGGCCUUCUCGCCUUACGGCGAGCAUUGGAGGCAACUUAAAAAGCUUUGCACUAUCCACCUCUUAAGUACCAAAAGGGUGCAAUCUUAUAAACUAGCUAGAGAGGAAGAAGUAGCCUUCAUGGUCAAAAAUAUCACUCAAUGUUCUCUUCUUCACGCUCCGAUCGACAUGAGCGAAGUGCUAUUCUCUUUCGUGAAUGAUAACAUCUGUCGAUUGGUUUCAGGAAAGUUCCUUAGAGAAGGAGGGAGGAACCACUUUUUCCGCAAGGCAAUUGAGGAGAUUGUGACUCUUCUCGGAGGGUUUCGAGUUGAGGAUUAUUUCCCUUCACUUGCAUGGCUUGAAGGAUGGUUUCUAGGGUUAAGUAAGAGGGCCAGAAGGGCCUUUAAGAUAUGGGAUGAUGUGCUUGAUGAGGUGAUCAAGGAGCAUGAGAAUAGGGAUAAGGAUGAUGGGGAAAAGGACUUUGUGGAUGUGUUACUAUCUCUUCAAAAAGAUCCUAACAUGGAUUUUGAGUUAAAGAAAGAGCACAUCAAGGCAAUCUUAGUGGAUAUGUUUGUUGGAGGAACAGAUACAUCAUACAUAGUCCUAGAAUGGGCCAUGGCAGAGCUUGUUCGAAACCCCAACAUCAUGAAAAAGCUACAAAAUGAGGUGAGGGAGGUUACUAUGAAAAGCGGUACAAUCAGCGAGAAUGAUCUGAACACGAUGACCUACUUAAAAGCCGUGAUCAAAGAAACCUUACGAUUGCACCCUCCAGCACCGCUACUGACUCCGAGAGAAUCAAUGAAAGAUUGCUACAUAAAAGACUACUUCAUUCCGAAAAACACGAGAGUUAUCAUCAAUGACUGGGCUAUUAGUAGAGACCCAAAAUAUUGGGACGCACCCGACGAAUUUCGUCCUGAGAGGUUUAUAAAUAGCUCGAUCGACUUCAGAGGUAACGAUUUCCAGUUCAUUCCAUUCGGGGCGGGUCGGAGAGGUUGCCCUGGCAUGCAAUUUGCAGUGUCCACAGUCGAGCUCGCGUUGGCUAAUCUUGUGUGUGGGUUCGAGUGGGAGUUGGCUCGUGGCGCGAUGGAAGAACGGGAGCUGCAUAUGACUGAGGCUCCAGGGUUAACAAACCGAAUGGAAAAAAGGCUUAUGCUUUUUGCUACACCGAUUCGCGCUUAA